UUAUCCCUACAGUGAAGACAGCAGUCAGGGGAAGGAGUACAUGAACACCCGCUGCCCCGCCUGGUGCGACAGGAUCCUCAUGUCCUCCUCAGCCAGAGACCUCUUCCUGAAGCCGGACAGCGAGGAGAAGUCUGUCACCUACGACAACGUCGGGCCCAGCGUCUGCAUGGGAGAUCACAAG
Messenger RNA from Austrofundulus limnaeus, 181 nucleotides. Its product is annotated as type I inositol 1,4,5-trisphosphate 5-phosphatase. NCBI's taxonomy places the organism in Eukaryota, Metazoa, Chordata, Actinopteri, Cyprinodontiformes, Rivulidae. The record is from RefSeq and is a predicted model, not a curated record. Gene Ontology annotation, molecular function: inositol-polyphosphate 5-phosphatase activity.